AAAUCGAUUCUGUUAUGUCAAACAGAAAAGUCCUGUGAAAAGCUUCUCGUGUUGCUUUUCGGUUGAAGUUUACAAAGAUUCCAUUACUGAGUGUUUUGGCUCGACAAUGUUUGCCUAAAUUUGUCGGGAUAAAGCUAUUUCAACGUUAGUCGAAAAUUUCUUCCCCUGAACGUUUUGAACAAUUUUAUAUCGUGGCGUCGGAAAACGGCCUCAAAACGCAAAGCUCUAGGGUUUACCCGAGUCCGGGGGCAGCCCGGAGAAGUGUAUGGGCUCUACCCCUGACUGCAAGCUGUAACAUGGUUGCAGAGGAGAGUAAUCAUACCGAAGAGGAAGCAUCACCGACGGAAGAAAAAGAUUGCAACAUGUUGUGUUGUUCGGAUGGCACAGAAAUGAUGAUUAGCGUUGAAGAGAUAUUUGAUAUUGUCAAAAAUGGUGAGGUGGUCGAUCUUGAGAAUUUGAUCGAGAAAUUUGGAUUGGAGACGCUCUGUGCCCGAGACAAAAAUGGUUACUCAAUGGCACACUGGGUUGCACUGGAUGGCAAUGUUGAGAUGAUGAGGUAUUUAGUCGAACGUAAUGCUCCAAUCGAUCUGCGUUGUCUUGGUAUCCAAGGACCUCGACCUAUUCAUUGGGCAUGUAGAAAAGGACACGCCUCUGUUGUUCAGGUUCUACUACAGGCGGGCGUUUGCGUGAACGCUGCAGAUUUGAAAGGCUUAACACCACUAAUGACUGCUUGCAUGUAUGGUCGUACAGCAACGGCUGCCUAUCUUCUCGGUAUGGGAGCCCAGAAUGGACUAACCGACAUCAACGGAGAUACGGCAUUGCAUUGGGCCGCAUAUAAAGGACACCCAGAUCUAAUGAAGCUGUUGAUGUAUUCAGGCGUUGAUCUACAAAAAACUGAUAACUUUGGUUCGACGCCCUUGCAUUUGGCUUGUUUAUCGGGAAAUUUGAUGUGCGUUCGAUUGCUCUGCGAAAAGAAUAACUUCGACCUGGAACCGAAGGACAAGAAUCAAAAGACACCACUGAUGUUAGCACAGAGUCACCGGCAUAACGACGUUGUUAAAAUGCUGUACACCGUUAUCAAAAAGCGUUCGCGUUGGAUGCCACCGCUGUCGGAACUAUGGGGACUUUUGUUCGGAGGAGCAGGCAACAGCAAAGGACCAUUGUUGCUGUUCACAUGCUCCGUUUUAUUGUGGGGAUAUCCAAUGUACAUGAUACGGGUGAUACCGAAAACAUGGAACAUUCUUCGCAGAUCUCACUAUUGCUUCAUUUACUUCAACAUCGUCAUGUGGAUCAGUUGGAUCAUUGCCAACCGAAGAGAUCCGGGCCACUUGCCUUUGAAUUCCGAUCAGUACUACAGAGCCAUCAAGCAAAUUCCCUACUACGAAAAAUGGAAAAAACGAAACCUCAUUUUGACCAGAUUAUGCCACAGUUGUCGUUGUCUGAGACCGCUCAGAGCGAAACAUUGUCGGGUGUGUAACAGAUGUGUGGCUUAUUUCGAUCAUCACUGUCCGUUCAUAUACAAUUGUGUGGGACUACGAAAUCGCUUGUGGUUCUUCCUCUUUGUAUUGAGCGUAGCGAUAAAUUGCUCGUUUACCAUUUACUUCGCUUGUUACUGUGUCAUGAUGGAAGGAUUCACUUUGUUAUAUCUAUUGGGCUUAGUCGAAGCGUUCUCGUUCUGCGGACUUGGCUGGAUACUAACAUGCACUUCGAUUCUACACGCCUGCAUGAAUCUAACCACCAACGAAAUGUUCAACUACAAACGCUAUCCCUAUUUGCGUGACAAACGUGGCCGUUACCAGAAUCCGUUUUCUCGUGGUCCCGUUUUGAAUUUAUUCGAGUUCUUUGUUUGCUUGCCCGAUCGAGUCGACGACAAUGAGCUGAUGGUCGAUGAGAACAUUUGAAAACUACCUGCGGCCCCAUGAUGUUCGAAACGAAGCAAUUCACGCGCAUGAAAUUUUCACUUUUUUUAAUGAACGAUCCGAUGGGUAUGGCAAAGAUUUAGUGUGGACUACAACGCAGGGGAUAAUUUAGAGAAUUAAAUUCCUGAAAAUAGGCCCUGCUACAACUUGUGGAAAAUUCAAGCUAUUGGAUUCGAUUUUUUCGUAUAGGAAAGAAUUCUGAAUAUGAUUUAGUGAUGAUAUAGCAAUACCCUCUCUAGCAACCAAAUUAGGAAAAGGUGGUAAAACUAUACAGUGUAUCCUGUCAUAGAAAAUUUUACACUUUUAAAAGUAAAUUAAAUGAAGUAUGAGCAGCGAUGUUCUUUUUUGUGUUGAAAAUAUUACGUCUCCUGUUACCAUUUUGUUGUUCGAAAAUGAAUAAUUUGUGAUUUUGACGUCUUUUUAUGUGUGCUCAGUCAUUUUGGUGUGGAAAAAUGAAGUUUAAAAUUCGUCGUUUUCGUGUGACGUCGAUAUUGCUUUAAAAAAGAGCGCGGCACGGCAACUCUAUUACAAAAAAGUCAGUGUCACAUUUGUCAAAAGGUGGUAUUUUGACUGCGUCGUUUGUUUGCUAGAGAGGGUAUUGGAUGUAGCGAUAGCAGAUCUUGGGUCAGGUGACAGUUUCAUUUUUUUAAAAUCCCUGACGACUUCUCCGAACUAAAAUGU
Molecule: messenger RNA, 2600 nt
Organism: Bradysia coprophila
Lineage: Eukaryota; Metazoa; Arthropoda; Insecta; Diptera; Sciaridae
Gene: Patsas
Product: palmitoyltransferase Patsas
Biological process (GO): protein palmitoylation
Cellular component (GO): Golgi membrane
Molecular function (GO): protein binding; palmitoyltransferase activity
Source: RefSeq, a predicted model, not a curated record